AUGAGCUCUGAACAAGCGGAAAUACACGACAUAACUGCAGCUUUUGAGGGUGAACGACCCCUGAUACUUGGCGCUACUUUCGCUAACGAGAAGACAAAUAGCGCUUAUUAUAGGUUUCAUCGUAUGGUCGGCGAAUACAAGUUAAACGAAAUAAAUUUCAAACGGACAGGCAAAUUACAUUAUGAUGAUGGUGGUACAUAUCGUGCCGAGUAUGAAAGCUUAACGAAAUCUGCAGAUAAACAUAUACUGACCGGUAAGGUAAAUAACGAAGAGUUGCCAAAAGAAGCGGGACGACAAGCUCUCUUGAUAUUCGAUGAAAAAACGCAGAACUGGACCCUUGAACUUCUUGACAAAACCAUCACUUUUAAACACCAAGACCAGAGCGAACUUCCAUCGCCCCAAGAUCGCAACUCGCCUCAGCAUGAUUCGAAUUAUCGUCAAAUAGCCGAGGCAUUCGACAGAGAAAUGGAUAACUUGGAUUCAUCUGACGACGAAGAUAAUCCGAUUAAGAAAGAAGAUGUGCCCAUCGAGAAUGGAGACGAAUUUAAGGAUGUCUACAUCGAAGACGAAUUAGAAGAAGUUGAACAUCCUUUCAGGGCUGAUGAGCUACGACAGAGAGAUAGAACAAGUGGAGAGGAAGAUGACGACGACUCUACCUUGUCUGCCGGCGCUACUGGUACUUCAAGUGAAGAGUCAGCCUCUGACGACUCUGACGAUGAUUCAGAAGAAGAUCUAGCCAAUAUGCUAAUUAAAGAUCUGGAGAAUGAAAGCAAGGUCAACCAUCAGGACAAGGAAGAAACUGGAAUUAAGGAAAAGUCAAGUGGUCGCACCACUGGAAACAAGUCUGUCAACCAAAGAGUUAUAGAAAAUGCAAAACGGUUUGAGGGUUCAAAAAAUUCAGGAAAGCCUCGCGGAGGGCCGAUAUCUCUUGGAAGUUACUUGGGGGAGGAGGAUGAGAAUAAUCAGGCGGAUGAUGGGAAUAGUAGUAGUGGUAGCAGUUCAUCUUUAUCAAGCACUGAAGAUUGA
Molecule: messenger RNA, 1026 nt
Organism: Paraglomus brasilianum
Lineage: Eukaryota; Fungi; Glomeromycota; Glomeromycetes; Paraglomerales; Paraglomeraceae
Source: the annotation of a GenBank genome assembly